GUGAGUAUCAGGUUAAGUGCUUCGAGGCAGAUACUUUAGUUGCGCGCCAUCCUUCGUCUCAGACAAAUCUGUUAAGAAUACACUGUGAAGAGUUGGCUCCUUGAGAAAACCCAGAGAAAACGCAUUCAAUAUAAAAAAAACUGAAUGAAAACCGGUUUCUAUUGACUUUAGCUCCAUAAUUUACAAGAGAAUCGAAUUAAAUGGUGUAAUUCUGCGUGUGGGAGAGGAGCUAUUAAGAUACAAAAUAUCACAAUUCGGUGUCAUAUUUCUUGCCAACAAAAAACUAAUGUUUAGUUAAAGUACUCACAGACGGUAGUGAAAGUGAAGUUCAAUGUUUCUAAAGUGGUCUUCUAACACGUGUUGCGUCAUAAGGCACAUAAUUGAUUGGCAGUUGAAUUGCUUAUUAACAUAGAGCAAUUUACAUUAUGGUGCUUUAGUGCGAAACCUGCUUCAAGGUGAUAGACAUUAAAAGCUAUAUUCCAAUUGUAAUUUUCUGGAAGAAUUAGCUGCAAAAAAAUAUAAGAAUCUAUUUGUAGACUGGUAAAACAGCUGUAAGAAAAAAAGCAUCAUCUUCCAUUUGGGCUGUGUUCAUUGUGAAAAACUCAUAAAAUCUCUCAAUCUGUGAAUAGGAAAAAAAUAGAAAAAAAAGAAGAAUGGGAAAUAUUUUUUCAUGCUGCAAGUGUAAAUGUGGUUCAUCUUUUAAGAAGUGUUGGUCACCAAAUGAAGGAAAAUCAGCGGAUAUAUCACUUCCUCCAGCGCAUUUGUCCGCCAACAGUAUUGACCAAUUAGAUUCACCUGGGGACGGAGGCGAUGUCUUGACGGUGCGUCAUGUGGAUUUGUGCCUGGAGCAAAAUGGCACGGAUCAUCGCACCAGGCGCUUUGAGCUAAUGCAACGUGAUGCUGUGCCAGGUGAAUCUGCUCAGCUUGUCGUCCGCCGUGGUCAGGCUUUUCGGCUGAAAAUUGCUUGCCAUCGACCAUUCGAUCGAUCUCGAGAUAGUCUCAGCUUUGCCUUCACCAUUCACGAUGAAACUCGGCCGGGUCACACCCACGGAUCUGCCCUCAAGUUCAGGGAGACUGACCUGGGCGAUGUUCAUGAAUGGGGAGCAGCAGUGUCGAAGAUUAGUGGGGAUAUUCUGGAGGUAUUGGUCAAAGCACCAGCUUCAGCUCCAGUCACUUUUUGGCGCGUAGACAUCGACACGAGGCUGAAUUCUGGAGGAUCCCGUGUCUUCACUUUCCGCCAUCCCAUUGCCAUUCUCUUCAAUCCUUGGUGCCCGGAUGAUGAUGUUUACAUGCCAGAUACUCAUCUUCUUGAGGAAUAUGUUCUAUCUGAUGCUACACUCAUCUGGCGAGGCUCCUACAAUCGCUUAAGACCAUCUGUAUGGAAACUCGGGCAGUUCGAUAGAUACGUGCUGGAGUGUGCUUUGCUGGUGAUUGCAGAAGUGGGAAAAGUUAGUGGUAUUCAUCGAGGAAAUGCAAUUCGUGUCUCAAGAGCCCUUUCAGCUGCAGUCAACUCUCCGGAUGACGAUGGGGUCGUUCUGGGGAAUUGGAGUGAGGAUUUCUCAGGGGGAACAGCUCCGACUAAAUGGGUGGGAUCUGUGGAGAUUCUCCAGAAGUUCUACAAGAAAAGGAAGCCCGUGAAAUUUGGGCAGUGCUGGAUUUUCGCAGGAGUACUCACGACAAUUGCACGGGCUUUGGGAAUCCCCAGUAGAAUUAUAACGAACUAUGCCUCAGCUCAUGAUACUCACUCUUCCAUGACGGUGGAUUAUUUUGUGAAUGAGGAAGGGAAGGUGAUGGAAGAGCUCAAUUCUGACUCCAUCUGGAAUUACCAUGUUUGGAAUGAGGUUUGGAUGGAUCGUUCUGAUUUGGGCUACGGUGCUGCGGGUUCCUAUGGGGGAUGGCAAGUGGUAGAUGCUACCCCGCAGGAACUUUCUGACCAGAUGUAUCGCUGUGGUCCGACUCCAGUGAAGGCUGUCAAGAUGGGAGAGAUCACUAAGCCUUACGAUUGUGACUUUGUAUACUCGGAAGUCAAUGCAGAUAAGCUCUUUUGGCGCUAUGCGGGAGUCAAUCAACCCCUGAAGUUGAUCCGGAAGGAUACCCUGGGAAUUGGGCAUUUUAUCAGCACGAAAGCAGUGGGAGAGUGGAAACGGGAGGAUAUAACGAAAUCUUACAAAUUCGAUGAGAAAUCAAAUGAGGAACGUGCUACGAUGCUCAAGGCUCUUCGACAGGCUAACAGCGUUUAUUCCCGCUACUACCUCAAUGAGGAUUUCAAUGAUGUUCACUUCAACUUUGAACUGCGUGAUGAUAUUGUCAUAGGGCAGAAUUUCACGGUGGUUUUGGAGGUGACAAAUCGAUCUACGAGCAAGAGUCAUCGUGUGGAGGGUAGCUUGCAUAUUGAUACAGUUCUGUACACAGGGAAGAAUAGGGAACAGAUUAAGGUGGUGCACUUUGAGCGAGAGCUGAAGCCGGGCGCUACGGAAAUUGUUCGGGAUGAGGUGCAAUUCAGCGAAUACUAUGGGAAACUCCUUGAUCAGUCAGCCUUCAACAUCUCCUGCCUGGCUUCAGUCAAGGAUACGGACUAUGACUACUUCGCUCAAGAUGACUUUAGAGUCCGGAAGCCAGAUAUCAAGAUCAGUUUCCAGGGCACUCCAGUAUCUCGGGAAACUGUGAGUGUGAUCAUUCGACUGAAGAAUCCCUUGCCAAUGCCCCUGAAGAAAGGGGUGUUCCACGUUGAAGGCACAGGACUCGAUGGGGCUCUUGAGUUCAAGAUCGCUGAGGUGCCUGUUGAUGGAACAGCUGCAGCCACAUUCAAAUACAUCCCGCCAUUUGCUGGAAGAGGAACACUUGCUGCCAAAUUCACUUCCAAAGAACUGGACGAUGUCGAUGGGUUCCUGGCCUUUGAAAUUCAACCCCGACCAGAGGACCUCAUUAAUGGACAUCAUCCAAGGAUGAACGAGGUUGUGGCCAGAAGGGAUGUUAUCCCAUAAACUUUUAAACCAAGUGCGUAAGAUUUAAGGAAUUUGUGCUAAAAUAAAAAAAUUGAUUCUCUUCUGGAUGUCGACCGUGUGGAAUUCAAUACAUCAAAUCGGGAAUUCGGCCUGGUUUAUGAGUUUCCAUUCUGAAUGGGAUCUUCUUCAGGGCAUUAAAUAUCCCGGUGAACAAUGAUCAGAAAUAUGUUAAGCACUACUUUUCAGGAAUUCUCCUCUCGAAAAUAAACUCACUGAGAUAAAUCCAAAAACGUUAAAAUAACAUUCCGGAAAUGUUUAUUUUACCCUGCAGUAUUGAUCCAAAAUCAGUGUAAAUAUUACCCUUUUUAGAUGUAUUAGGGGUUAAAGGUACCCUUUUCAUGUUAAUUUUACCCUUAAUAAUGUGUAAAAUUAACAUUAAAAAUGUUGAUAUAUUUUUACACCUAAAAGUGUUAAAUUUCUGAGGAAAAAAUGUUAAUCGCACCCUCUUUUUUUCUCAAUGAAGAACAUAAAACAGACCGAAUUCCCGCCUUGAUAAAAAGGUUUGUAAAGAUUUUUGUUAGAAAUUUGUCAAAAGAAUGUUGUUCAUCUUGGACUAUCAAAAAGUUUUGUCGUAGGUUUUGACAAAACUUAACAAACAGGGUGAUAAACAUUUUUUGUGAAGCUGUGGUCGCUUAUUAAGCACAGAGACUCAUAAAGAAAGUUUGUCAAAUUUUAUUAAUUGGAGUUUCUUCUUUAUUUUCCAAAGAGUUUUGCUGUAUCGAUGGGCAUCAUUAAAAAAAAUUUAGCAUCAUUUAAAAAAGAAAACUGUAUUAUUUUAUAAUAAGAGAAACUCCAUUUGACAAACUUUAUUAACAAACCUUAGGUUUCUGUGUUUAAUAAGAGAUUACAAGUUCAAGCGUUUAGAAGAAUCUCUCUUUAAUAUUUGCUUUAAAAAUCUCUGCCAAAAUAAGCCUAUAAUGCUAUUUAUAGUAAAUAAAUAAUAAUAAAAAAAUCUAAUAAAGGCCAUUAAACGUAACUAAAAUUAUAUAAGUUUUAAGCUUUAUAAAUAGGUAUGUCGAUUUUUUAUGUAAGAAAUUAUAAAAGUUUGCAAUAAAAAUGUUUUAUAUAGAAAUUAAAAAUUGCGUUAGACUUACU
This is a messenger RNA of Phlebotomus papatasi, 4100 nucleotides long. Its product is annotated as annulin. The record is from RefSeq and is a predicted model, not a curated record. The coding region runs from base 654 to 2984 and encodes 776 amino acids. Gene Ontology annotation, molecular function: protein-glutamine gamma-glutamyltransferase activity. Gene Ontology annotation, biological process: peptide cross-linking. The transcript has 4 exons. NCBI's taxonomy places the organism in Eukaryota, Metazoa, Arthropoda, Insecta, Diptera, Psychodidae.